AUGUCGUUAAGGAUUGGAAGAUGGUAUACUCCGGACAUGAUUAUUACCUCUGUGAUACUCAAGAUCACAAAUACGAUUAGGUCUGAGUCCUUGUGCAGUCACGGAAGUCAACUGAUCGGAUCAAGUUGUGUGGACAAUAUAGAUUGUGAAGAAAUCGUAGCUAAUAGUAGGUGCUUAGAAGGCAGAUGCGCGUGUAAACCCUAUCAUGCUACAUUUAAUAUGACUGCCUGUCUUCCCGCAAGUCUUCUAGGCGCAUCAUGCGUAACCGAAGCACAAUGCACGAAUCGGGUGCCGAACAGUGAAUGCAAGGAAGCUGUGUGCUCCUGCAAACACGGCUUCUUACAGUACAGAAAGCACACCUGUCUUGAAGCUGCUCGUCCAGGUAGCGUUUGCUACGGACACGCACAUUGCAGAAUGUGGGACGCUUCUAGUCGUUGUGAUUUUCUCAUUCCUGGUCUUUUUGGUCGUUGCCAGUGUGCCCAUGGUACAAAACUAGUCGGAGACUCCUGCGCGCUUCCUGAAGAAGUAAUCAACUUCCACAUUGAGGUGGCCAAAGUAAAUAAAACUUCCUCUGUUGCCAAUUCUGGUAGAAGACACGGCAGUGAGUCUCCGAGCAUUCGAAGGGUAGAUGCUGAGUUGCCAAAGAGAAACCCAACGAGAACUCAGUCACAAAAUUCACCUAUACUGCAAAUUAAUUUCAAACGUGAUACGUUUGGAGGAAAUAUUAACAAAUUGCAAUCUGGAGCCCAUGGUAAUCGACUACCAGUUUCCGCUUUAGUUAAAGGAUCGACAAAGAAGCCGGCAACGAUAGGAACGCCUUGCUUGUCUGAUGUGCAGUGCAAAGCCGCAGAUCCCAAUUCACGUUGCAUUCUCGGAAUUUGCGAUUGUGCUAUUGUGGCACCAAAUGCCACCAGCCCCAACUGUGGAGCCAAAUACAAUGGUUGCGCACCCACUACAUUCCAGUGCCGAACUGUAGGACGAUGCAUUAGCUAUUUCUUCGUAUGCGAUGGUAGGAAAGACUGCCCUGACGGGAGCGAUGAAUUCGGAUGUGAUGGUCUAUCUCGUCCUGGUUCUUAUGACAGCAUUGAGCAAAUCACUGAAUGUCCAGUACCAUCAUUCCGAUGCGAAGUAUCAGGACGAUGUGUGUCACUAUCGGCUCGUUGCGACGGAUCACCGCAGUGUCCUCAUGGAGAGGAUGAAGCAGGCUGUCGUGUCGGCAAAGGACAAACAUGUCCAGCUCACACUUUUGCUUGUGGGGAUGGUCAAUGUCUCCCCGAGUACGAAUUCUGCAAUUCUGUGAUCGGAUGUUCGGAUGGGAGCGACGAAGCUCCACAGAUUUGCAGGCAUGGGCAUGCACAAUUAUCUAGAGGUGCUCGAAACGGGCGACGAGGAACUUAUAAAUAUAGGUACAGAUUUGCUCCAUCUCCUGGAGGUCACUUGUCAGCCCUAGAAGUAUGUCCUUUAAGAUGCCGAAAUUCGCGAUGUCGGGCUGCCGCCAUAGCAUGUUCAGGUCGCGAUGGCUGUGGCGACAACAGCGAUGAGGAUCGUUGCACCAUUUGUCGUGAGUCAUUUUUCGAUAAAUUCUAGAAAUUUCAUUUUGAUACAUAAAUUAGAUAAUAUGUCAUCACUAUAUCAU
Ctenocephalides felis (cat flea) is the source of this 1636-nucleotide messenger RNA. Its product is annotated as low-density lipoprotein receptor-related protein-like. Lineage: Eukaryota; Metazoa; Arthropoda; Insecta; Siphonaptera; Pulicidae. The transcript has 9 exons. Gene Ontology annotation, molecular function: protein binding. The record is from RefSeq and is a predicted model, not a curated record. The coding region runs from base 1 to 1587 and encodes 528 amino acids.